Dendrobium catenatum is the source of this 620-nucleotide messenger RNA. RefSeq names its product transcription elongation factor 1 homolog. Gene Ontology annotation, molecular function: RNA polymerase II complex binding. Gene Ontology annotation, biological process: transcription elongation by RNA polymerase II. Gene Ontology annotation, cellular component: transcription elongation factor complex. The record is from RefSeq and is a predicted model, not a curated record. The coding region runs from base 191 to 460 and encodes 89 amino acids. NCBI's taxonomy places the organism in Eukaryota, Viridiplantae, Streptophyta, Magnoliopsida, Asparagales, Orchidaceae. The transcript is spliced from 5 exons.
CAAACUAUUUUUAUCGAUUCUUUACUCUCUCUCUCUCUCUUUCUCUCCCCCUUUCCUUUUUCCUAUUCCCUAAUAGCCCUCCCGACGACGAACUGGAAAUCGCACGAGAGCUUGCCGCCGGAGAAGCCAUAGACAUUCAAUAAAUUCGAAACGCAAUACUGAGUUGAAGGAAAGCUUUCUAGGUUCAUUCAUGGGGAAAAGAAAGAAAAAGUCCAAGCCUCCUCCCAAGAAAAAGAUGAAGCCGCUUGAUAAAACAUUUUUCUGUCCAUUCUGCAACCAUCCAGACUGUGUUGAGUGUUUAAUAGACAUAAAAAAUUUGACUGCUACAGCCAAAUGUUGGGUUUGUCUGGAGGAAUUUAAUACUACUGCGAAUGUGCUAACUGAACCGGUUGACGUAUACAGUGAAUGGAUAGAUGAAUGUGAACGGGUUAACAACGUUGGUAACGAUGAAGAUAAUUGAGGAUUUAGAAGCUUACUGAUAUUAUUCCACAAAUUCCCAUUGUAUAUAAUGAUAUAAAGUGAUCAUUUGACCUUAGCAUAGUUUUUUUUUUUUUUGAAGCUGAAGCAUAAUUUGAACUUCUCUAUGAAUUAUUUUGAAUUCUAUAAUCUGCAUUAUUAUU